Molecule: messenger RNA, 1998 nt
Organism: Alternaria burnsii
Lineage: Eukaryota; Fungi; Ascomycota; Dothideomycetes; Pleosporales; Pleosporaceae
Product: origin recognition complex subunit
Exons: 4
Coding region: 1-1998 (665 amino acids)
Biological process (GO): DNA replication initiation; DNA replication
Cellular component (GO): nuclear origin of replication recognition complex; DNA replication preinitiation complex; nuclear pre-replicative complex
Molecular function (GO): DNA replication origin binding
Source: RefSeq, a predicted model, not a curated record
AUGGAGCAUCAGAAAUGCUAUAUAUAUGAACCGCCAGAGUCAGAAGAGCGAUCGCCAAAGCGACAGCGAACCAGUAAAUUCGAUCCACAAGCGCAGCUACCAGAACGGCUAGCCACGUAUCGGGAGUUGUGGGCACAACAAGAAGAGCGCAUUCAAAGUACGUUGGAGGGUGCAGAUAGUGCCACCCAAGAAAAGAUUGUGAACUUCGUCUCGGCUUCCAGUGCAUCACCACACGAGCCCAAAUUUGCCAUACCGACAGCGCUUAUCGUGGCUGGUCCCAGUAUUGCAUCCCAUGGCCCCUUUUUUCAACGCUUGGGACGCGGUAUCAGAGGCGUCAACUGCGCCUAUGUCGUGUUAACGUCCGGUGAAUGUCCGAAUUUGAAGACGUUCCUCAAAACGCUCAUUAAGAAGGUUACUUCACGCGUGGAAGAUGAGGACGAGGAUGACCUAGGUCGGCCCGCCGCAUCUUCAAAGCAUGGCCCUAAGUUACUCAACUACGAUCUCGGUUAUGUUCAAGAAUGGAACAGACAGAAUCGCGCUUCUAGCAUUGUUGUUGCUCUACAAGAUAGCGAAGCUUUCGACGUUGGACUGCUCGCCGAUGUAGUUGACCUGCUUCACUCAUGGCUCGACCGUCUGCCUUUUGCCCUACUCUUCGGCAUUGCGACUUCAGCAGAGAGCUUCGAGGAGCGCCUGGCAGGGAACUCACUCCGCUACCUUGACGGCCAGAAGUUUGACGUUACCCAAUCUGAUGAAAUCAUCGAAAAGUUAUUCCGCGCAACUAUCGCUGGCACAGAUGCUCGACUUCACGUUGGCGCCAAUCUCUGCCGCCGUAUGCUGGAUCGGCAAAAGGAUCAUGUUCAGAACACACAGGAUUUCUGCGAUGGGCUGAAGUACGCCUACAUGUCGCAUUUCUAUGCCAGUGUGCCUAGUGUCUUUGUCAAGCAUGAUAUUGCUUUCGAACAAGUAUCAGCGGAUGCGUUUGAGGCUGUCCGUACUUUGCCCUCCUUCCGUCAUUGGGUAGAAAACAUGCUAGAGGGUGGUCAAGCGCAAGACGUACGAGGGAUACUUGAAGAGAACAAACUUUUAUUCGCUCAGAUCACAAAACAUCUGCAAUCUGGGCAACACUCCAUGACUACACUAAGUCAUGCUGCAAAAGUAUUGGCAAACAUCCGGGAGUCUCUUCAAAUGUCACCCAGCGUCCGCCUGUCCUCUAUCUGGACUCGAGCAGCUGCUGGUGAACUCAUUGGAUCUCCUCUAAUCCGCGAAACGAUGCUGUCCAUCAAGAAGAUUCCAUCCGAUAAACUGGUACUUCUACUAUCAUCACUACGAAAUCUCGAGGGGGACUAUUUCGCCCUGGAUACUGCUUCUGCUCAGGACAAGCUCGAGAGUUUGAUACGAAAUGCCGAUGCGCCUCUCCGAACACAACACGAUGUUCGCAAUGAUAGUGUACGAACCACCGUCGUAGCACAAAAAGUACUUCUCAGUAAGCACAAAGCUGCACUGUCAGAACAAGACAAGGCGUAUUCGGAAUUAGUUACACAAUUCCACGACCAGCUCGAAGCGUACUUUACCUCUUCACUAAUCGACCCAAAAACAUUGGUUCUUUCAGAAAUCUUCGUGUUUGACCUAAAGUCACCACACACAGAAGUCUUCCAACCCAGGCCUCGCUUCGCGGUUGAACGCGCACUUGCUUCUCCUCAUGAUUAUCUGAGCUGCGACUGCUGUAGUGGAGUGGACGGAAACCCUGCAGCUCUUUCUGCCACCCAACCUGCGACAGCGAUUGUAUAUCAGAUGUACCUUGAGUCCGGUACGUUGAUCAACGUCACAGAUCUGUGGUCGGCGUUCAAUGCCAUUGCAGGAGAUGGAACGGAGGAGAACGAGCCCAAGACCAUGGCACUCUUCCAGCGAGCGCUAGCUGAGCUCAGGCACCUCGGUCUAGUAAAACCCAGUCGAAAGAAGACGGAUCACAUUUCGAAGAUCAUGUGGAAAGGCCUCUAG